Molecule: messenger RNA, 1506 nt
Organism: Prorocentrum cordatum
Lineage: Eukaryota; Dinophyceae; Prorocentrales; Prorocentraceae
Source: the annotation of a GenBank genome assembly
AUGGUUGAUCCAGAUCUGAUUGACGUGCAGAAGUUGUGCCAGAACGCGCAAUUCAAACUCAUGAUUGAGAAAGGCUGGGCGUGGGAGGUGGCCCCAAGUAUCAUUGACGAGCUUUUCCCAGGCUUUGCUCAUGUAGCCCAGAAAGCCUUGAACACCCAGAAUCACAUCGGCACGGAGGUCGGAGAGCUGGAGACUUGCAUGACUUUGGCAGCGAGUGCCAAUGACCCAGGGAUGCGCGAGCUCGCGGGCUGGAAGGACAUGGCUGUCGAGAACGUAGUUUCGCUCAACGUGCCGAGCGCAAAAUACAGCAAGACCUUGCUUGACUUCGUCGAAAGUUUCGGCGUUUUCGCAUCGGAGACCAACCUGCGUCCUUUGAUUCGGGUGGCGGUUGCAAUUGCAAACCUCACGGGGGACAAGGUUGAGGACGGCGCGGCGCGCUUGUUGGUGGAGAAUGACGUCGCGAAGCUCGCCAGUAAGCCUAGGAUGGCUGAAGCAGAUACUGCUGAGCGAAUUCUUGACGAAACCAUGGGUAUCGCAGAGGGGCUCGGCGGCAUCGAUGCGGCGUUGGAGCCGUUAGGGCAGCUAUUCGUGAGGGUUGCGUUGAAGCCCGUGGGAAAGGAGAAGAUGGUUCGGAAGGGCAAGGAGUACAAGUGGGACGACAUAUGCAACGCAUUCUUGCGCAGCCUCAGCUGCCUUAAGGGUCAGACCGUCACGUUCGACGAGUGGGCUAAGCAUGCUGUCUCGAGCGUUGCCACCUCUGCUGCAGCGAAGCCGACUGCAGCUAGCGCGGCGACGCUCGACGACCAGAAGGACCCGACAUGGAUUGCCAAGAGGGCUGGGUAUUCGGUCGGGCUCUUCGUAGUCCAGAAGGCCAUUGCACCUUCGGCCCAGAGGGUUUACACUAUCUUCAGCAUCGGCCAGACUGUCAACCUCCACGAAGCUGUCAACCGCGACGCGGACCGAGAGCCACACACGGCUGAGAUUACCUUGGCCGAUCCCCUUGAGCAGCGGGUUGUUUCGAAAGUUGAGCCGCCAAGGCAGAUUGACGGUGAUCAGCAGCGCCCGCAGCAGCUGUACAUCGACAAGCAGAAGGCUGCUUUGUACCGGGCCUUCCUCGAGCUAGAUGCUAAACACGUGGGCAAGCAUAAGCUGGCCUUCUGGCGGAAGCUGGAUGAGGUUCGGACCACGAGCGCGAUCAAGCAGUACCACGAUACCACGCUUGAGUUGUUCGUGUUGCCUGUGGCGAGGCCGCGCGACAAUGGUGCCACCAAGUGUCAUGAAGCCGCAUUUGUGGCUGCACACUGGUGGGUCGGGACAACCUUCGACAACAAGCAAGCCAAUAUGGCCUCGAGUCAUGUGCCACACGGUGGCUUCACGUUGCCUGUGCUGACCAACGCUGUCGACAUCGGGCCCAACGUAAAGCUCCAGAUGUUCGUCAAGCCAAAGGCUAAGGCGGUGCCGAUCCACGAGCAGAGCGCUAGCGCCAAGAAGCAGAAGAAGUCUUGA